AAAACAAGUACUCCCCAUUAAUACCUCAUCAUCUUGAUGUUAUAAGAUAAAGGUUCAAGCAUCAUCCUUGUCUGAUCAGAGAGGAUUUGCCCUUUUGCUAAGAGAAAUAUUUAGGCUCUGAAGCCUGCAGGUUGGUUUUUGGAUGAUAAAAAUGGAGGAGAGUCUUCCUCCUGGGUUCAGAUUCCAUCCAACAGAUGAAGAACUCAUUACUUAUUAUCUCACCCCCAAGGUUUCCAAUACUAAUUUCGCGUCCAGGGCUAUUGCAGAUGUCGAUCUCAACAAGUGUGAACCUUGGGAUCUCCCAGCCAAGGCUUCCAUGGGAGAGAAAGAAUGGUAUUUCUUUAGCUUGAGAGACCGAAAAUACCCGACAGGCAUUCGAACCAACCGAGCAACUGAAGCAGGCUAUUGGAAGACCACUGGGAAGGACAAGGAGAUAUACCGUGCUGGGAUACUGGUAGGAAUGAAGAAAACCCUAGUAUUUUACAAGGGUAGAGCUCCUAAGGGUGAGAAAAGCAACUGGGUUAUGCAUGAAUAUAGGCUAGAAACCAAGCUUUCUUUCAAACCCAAAAAGGAGGAAUGGGUUGUCUGUAGGGUCUUCAAAAAGAGCUCAGCAGUGAAAAAACCGCACCAGCCGGCACCGUCAUCGCUACCAUCUCUUGAAUCUCCUUGUGAUACAAACACAAUUGUGAGCGAGUUCGGAGACAUUGAGUUUCCAAAUAUGAAUAGCAUUGCGAAUUCAUCGAGUGGAUUUAGCAAUAUUAAUUCAGCGCAGAGCUAUAACACUAGUACUGAUGAUAACCUCAACAUGAAUAUGAACAUGAACAUGAAUAUGAAUUGGGCUGCAGCAAGAGAAGCUGCAAGUCUCCCAUCACUUCCAUGGUCUUCAAGCUUGCUAAGCCCAAAUCUUCAGAUGAAUUCCCUCCUUAUUAAGGCAUUACAGCUUGGGAGUUACAGACCAAGAGAAGCUACAAGUACUGAAAAUUACUCCUUUCUGCCACAAGGGAUUUCUAACUUUGGAACUGAUUUUAUCUCAAACUUUCAGGCUUCUUCUUCUAAGGUUUUAGACUCUCUUCACCAACAGCAACAGCAACAGCAACAGGAGCAACCAUUCAACUUGGACUCCAUUAAUUGGUGAAGUUAACUAACUUGUAAAAAAAAACCACUUCUACCAUAUCUAUCUUUUAUUUGGGCAAGAAUUUAUCGAGUUUAAUGCAUGCUGUAAUCAUUGUCAAGACUAAGCAACAGUUAGAUGUCAAGAUGGGGAAAAUCCCCAGUUCUUUGUAACUCUCUUUAUGUUCCAAACUUUAUCAAUCAAUGUCUGGUUCUCCCAGAUGUGAAGAAGGAAGAUCUCCCUCAUCCUUUGUUA
Molecule: messenger RNA, 1366 nt
Organism: Vitis vinifera (wine grape)
Lineage: Eukaryota; Viridiplantae; Streptophyta; Magnoliopsida; Vitales; Vitaceae
Product: NAC domain-containing protein 92
Exons: 3
Coding region: 143-1135 (330 amino acids)
Biological process (GO): regulation of DNA-templated transcription
Molecular function (GO): DNA binding
Source: RefSeq, a predicted model, not a curated record